Messenger RNA from Cynara cardunculus var. scolymus (artichoke), 2049 nucleotides. RefSeq names its product protein FAR1-RELATED SEQUENCE 5-like. Gene Ontology annotation, molecular function: zinc ion binding. The transcript has 4 exons. The record is from RefSeq and is a predicted model, not a curated record. NCBI's taxonomy places the organism in Eukaryota, Viridiplantae, Streptophyta, Magnoliopsida, Asterales, Asteraceae. The coding region runs from base 1 to 2049 and encodes 682 amino acids. Gene Ontology annotation, biological process: regulation of DNA-templated transcription.
AUGGUUGUAUCAACAGGUGUUCCUAUUCUUGCAAUAUCAGAACAUGAACCGGAGUACGCCGUCGAGGAGUGUUCUCAAGGAAAUCAGUUUUUUAUACCCAAGGUUGAUGAAAAGCUUAAACCAAAGAUCAACUCACACUUCCUAACUAUAAAUGAAGCGGAGAAGAUGUAUAGGGCAUACGCGGACAAUGCUGGAUUUGAUGUUCGGCUGCACGCCAAAAAAACAAACAAGAAUGGAGACAUACAAACAAGAUGGUUUGUAUGUAAUAAGGAGGGAACACCAAACAAACAAUUUUUUGAUUCCAUGGAUAUGCAGUCUGGUGAAAGGAGAUAUCGUAACACGAACCUUAAACGUUGUGGAUGUUUAGCAUGCAUAAAAGUCCAUUUGAAAAAGGAUAAAUCUGGUUACGAGAUAUAUGAGUUUGUCGAGGCACAUAAUCAUGCGCUAUUCAACACUAACGAUCGACGUUUCUCAAGGAAAAAUAGACAAAUGAAGUAUACGGAUUACAAAAAUGUCCUGAAUAGCUCGAGCUACAAAGUUGGUGCGAUUAGGGCUCACCGUAUACAAACUGCAUUAAAUGGUGGGUUUGAGCACAAUCGAUGUUCUGAGAUCGACUUUAAGAAUUUCAAGAGAGAUGCAGUUGCGUGUGUUGGGAAAAAGGAUGCAAAGAUGUUGAUCAAUAAACUAUCCAAUAGGCAUGCGAUGAUUUUUGUUCCCUUUUUGGCGGUUGACAAUCACAAAGCUUCGGUUGUUGUUGGAUCGGCGUUAAUAAGUGGUGAGACUAUUGAAAACUUUACAUGGGUUCUAAGAGCUUUCCUAAAAUGCCAUGAGAAGCAACCAGUUUUUGUGAUUACGGAUCAGUGUUCGGUGAUGAAGCAAGCAGUCCCGUUGAUCAGUGUCGCCUUAAAUCAAGAUCCUAUAUUCAAUAAGGUUAUUAACAAGCUCGUGUGGAACAUACAUAUUGGCCCAUCGGAAUUUGAGACCAAGUGGCAAGAGAUGAUUGAGCAAUACAAUUUAGGUCGUGAUCCGUGGUUCACAGAAAUGUAUGAAAUACGCGCAUCAUGGAUUCCGGCGUUUUAUAAGGACACACCGAUGUCUGGUCUUAUGAAAACGACAUCAAGAUCCGAGAGUUCGAAUUCGUAUAUUAACAUAUACGAAUCAUACUGGUUUGAUUUGGUUCAGUUCCUCAAUAAUUAUGACGUUGCUAUAGAGAAACAAAGGUACAAGCAAGCUGUGCAUGAGACAACAACGAGGACAACGUAUCCAAAGUUGUGUACUCCAUUGCGCUUAGAAAGUCAAGCAUCAAGGGUAUACAGUCGAAAUGUGUUCUUUGACAUCCAAAAGGAAAUAAAAAAGGCUGUAUGGUCUUGUCGUAUAGAGACUGGCGAAUGCCGGGGUGAUCUCAAAAUGUUCAUUAUAAGCCAAAAGAAAAAGAAAUCGUCUGUCAACACCACGUAUUUGGUCUCCCGAAACUACACAGCCAACACGGUCGAAUGCGAGUGCAAUCUAUUCACGCGUAACGGUUAUAUGUGUCGUCAUGCAUUUAAGGUUCUAAUAAACGAUGAAGUUGAAAGUAUUCCGAACCAAUAUGUUUUACGUCGAUGGAAACAAAAUUUGGUUCCUGUCCAGAUACAAUCCGCUAAGAUUCGAUACGGUGAGGUGGAUGCGAAGAAGGAUAAGUCAAUAAUUGAUGUAUACUCCAAAGUUGACAACAUUAUAAGCAUCGCCCGGAAUGAUAAAUCGAUACUGACUAGAUUUGAGCAGAAUCUCGACAAUUUCACGGCCGAUAUCGAGAAAGAAGUACCUUAUGAAGACCCAUCCCAACAAAAGUUGGACGCGAUCAGAGAUCACCUUGGUGUUUCCAUACCCGAUGAUGUGGACAUCCUACAACCAUCUGGAAUAAGGAACAAGGGUUGUGGUACUGGUAAGAGGUUGGUAAGCGUGUCUGAGAAAAUACAGACUGCAAGCAAGAAAGCCCGUCGAAAAUGCGCGACAUGUGGCAAACGUACCGGGCAUGACUCACGCAAUUGCCCCGAAUUGAUAGGUUAA